AUGGACAACUACCUGGCAAAGCUCUAUCCUAUCCCAUCUCCUCAUCCACCUUCAGCCAUUUCUCCGAAGGUGUAUCCUGGAUCCACACCAGCAUCGACCGCCGCUCUGCGCGAAGUGCUGCAAGACAACUACAAGAAAUGGCAUGUAUACAUCGAUGAUUACGGUCGACACAACCAUGCGACUCACCAUAUGUUGGCACUUUGGUCGCUUGGGGCCGACGAGAACGUGAUAAAGGCAGCGUACAAGUCCAAUUGCUCGUACCAGAAACCUGCGUUUAGAUCUCCUGGUCCGAUUGACGAAAGUAAUUUCGUCGAGCAUCUCGGGGACCACGCGUACUACAAUGCAUAUAUGCAUUUCUUCUACAAGGUCCUACAGGACCAUACUGUCUCCGAAGUCCUUGAGAAAUAUCUAUUCUCCAAUGAGAUGAAUUUCCCAUCGCAAUCUGAUGGGAAGAAGAACCCCCAGAUGCUUAGCCGUCUGCUGGACGCAAUCGUGCACCCUCUCAUCCAUAUCGGAUAUGGCUUAGAACUCAACAUCCCGGGUAUGCUGGUCGAAGGUUUGGCAUCUGCGGCGAUACACCAGACGACCUCUACCAAAGUCAUCAACCCUGAGCUAUUCAAUGCAGCAAGCCAAAGCAUCGUCAAUAUCCACGCAUUGAAGAUGAUGGCACGAAUGCUAGCGGACAGCCGUCUGGACAACCGUGUUGUUAGUGACCCGUUCGCGAUCUAUUCGAAGACCAUGGAAGACGUUGGGCUAAUCAUCAAGUCGUACGUCGAUGAGUGGACUUUGGACACCACCGAUCCCACGAUGGUCCCCAAGAAGUUCGAGGAGCUCGUUUGGUUCUUCACGAUUAUCUACGGAAUUAGCACCUGGAAGGGAGGAGAUAUUCUGCACGCCGAUUUCUUCUAUAUGCAUCUCGUUACAUCAAGUCUCUUCUUACCCUCCGUCCUGCCGUACCUUUCGCCUCGUUCUCAAGUGCUCCUUCUUCGGUCGUACAUGAUGGUCUGCCUGACUUGGUGGGUUGGCCACGGGCGCCAGCGACCCGACAUACGAGGGUUUUUCAAAGCAGACACCGCCUAUUCGAGACCUCCUGGCCCGCAGCCAGCGCCUCUCGUACUGACGUUCCCCUCGCCGUCGUCUCCGUCAGCCAUCACCCCCAACCCCUGGCUCCCCCUCCUCCAAUCAAGCAUCGUCCACGUCGACGAGCACCUCCCCAAACUCAUGCGCGCGUUGGCUCAUUACGGUGCUUUGUAUGGCACUCGGGGAGCUGGAGACGUCGAGUUCAUCAAUACAGGUCUCGAAGGCGCAGAAUGCCUUGACGGGACGUUGUUCGUCCGGGUGGCGGGUUUGACAGCCAAGUGGAUGGGUAGGAUUAGGGAAGGAGAGAAACCGGCGUUGUAUAAGGGAGACACUUACGUCGUAGGUCGCUACUGGGUAUUCCCUGAUUCGGAUGUUCAGGGCCAUUAA
Molecule: messenger RNA, 1467 nt
Organism: Pleurotus ostreatus (oyster mushroom)
Lineage: Eukaryota; Fungi; Basidiomycota; Agaricomycetes; Agaricales; Pleurotaceae
Exons: 6
Coding region: 1-1467 (488 amino acids)
Molecular function (GO): oxidoreductase activity
Source: RefSeq, a predicted model, not a curated record